GGGAAGAAGCCCAAAUUACCAUUUUACACCUACCAUUUUUUCUUCUUGUCUUCUCCUUAGAGCCAGGCACUGAAGAAGUAAAAAAGCUCCUCCUGCUUUUACUUGGUUGUGCAGUUCAGUGUCAGAAAAAAGAAGAAUUUAUCGAAAGAAUCCAAGGCCUGGAUUUUGACACCAGAGCAGCUGUCGCAGCCCAUAUUCAGGAGGUGACUCACAACCAGGAGAACGUGUUUGAUCUGCAGUGGAUGGAUGUCAUUGUGCUGACACAGGAGUAUGUUGAACCUCUCUUGAAAAACAUGGCCCUGCAUUUGAAAAGACUUAUAGAUGAGAGAGAUGAGCACUCAGAGGUACGGGUUGGGCUUGGGAAGGGAAAUACAAGGCCAGGAUUAUCAUUGCUGUACUGU
This is a messenger RNA of Neopelma chrysocephalum (saffron-crested tyrant-manakin), 401 nucleotides long. RefSeq names its product girdin-like. The transcript has 3 exons. The record is from RefSeq and is a predicted model, not a curated record. The annotation marks the transcript as partial. Lineage: Eukaryota; Metazoa; Chordata; Aves; Passeriformes; Pipridae. Gene Ontology annotation, cellular component: centrosome; cytoplasm. Gene Ontology annotation, molecular function: dynein light intermediate chain binding; microtubule binding. Gene Ontology annotation, biological process: cytoskeleton-dependent intracellular transport; cytoplasmic microtubule organization.